Molecule: messenger RNA, 2409 nt
Organism: Pteropus alecto (black flying fox)
Lineage: Eukaryota; Metazoa; Chordata; Mammalia; Chiroptera; Pteropodidae
Gene: FCMR
Product: Fc fragment of IgM receptor
Exons: 8
Coding region: 121-1374 (417 amino acids)
Cellular component (GO): plasma membrane
Molecular function (GO): transmembrane signaling receptor activity
Source: RefSeq, a predicted model, not a curated record
UCCUCACAUGGGCCAAAAAUCUCUUUCAAGCUCCAGAUUGUCACAAGUUCCUGGGUGAGCAGUGGGUCUCUGUCCCCAUCUCCAGGGCCUCUUGGAUGGGACCUUGCUCUAAAAGGAGCCAUGAACCUCUGGCUUUGGUCACUUUACUUCCUGCCAGUAUCUGGAGCCCUGAGGAUGCUCCCAGAAGUCAAGCUGGAGGGAAUCCUGGGUGGGUCCAUUACCAUCGAGUGCCCACGUCCUGAAACACCCAUGAGGCUAUAUCUGUGCCGGGAGAUGGCCAAGUCUGGAAGCUGUGUCACCGUGAUAUCUAACAAUCACUUUGUCAGGAAAGAAUACAAACACCGAGUCACCCUCGAGCUCUGUCCAGAUGAGAAUCUAUUCCUAGUGAAGGUGACAGAACUGACCAAGAAUGACAGCGGAGUAUAUGCCUGUGGGGUAGGCCAGCACACAGACAGGGGCAAGACCCAGCAAGUCACCCUGGAUAUCCACAGUGAGUAUGAGCCAUUCUGGGAAAAGGAGCAGAUACCUGAGCCUCCAGUAUGGUUUCAGAGAUUUAUACAGAUGCCAAUGACCUCUUGGUUCCGGAUGCCUGCACCUGCCAGUUCUUUCGAAUUCAUAUCCAAAGUAACCACACCAGCUCAAAGGACCGAGGUCCUGACAACACACCCUCCCUCCCCCACCACUGCAAUCACCCACCGUCCUCACGUUUCCAGAGCGUCUUCAGUGGUAGCUGCCAAGCCCACAACCCCCUUGCCAUCCACCACAGUCUCAAAGACCUCAGCACCGGAGAGGCUGCACAGGCCCCAGACAGCCAGCUACAACCAGCACACCAGGCUUCACAGGCAGAGAGGCUUCAACCAUGGCCCAGCGUCCCAGAUGGAAGACCAAGGAUUUCAUAUGUUGAUCCCCAUCAUCCUGGGCCUCAUCCUUUUGGCACUUCUGGGGCUGUUGGUGAAAAGGGUCAUUCAAAAGAGGAAAGCUCUCUCCAGGCGGGCCCGUCGACUGGCCGUAAGGAUGAGCGCCCUGGAGGGCUCCCAGCGGCCCCUGUCACAGCGGCCCCGCGUGUCUCAGUGGCCACGUUCCCAAAACAACGUCUACAGUGCCUGUCCUCGGCGUGCUGGGGGUGCUCAAGCUGCGGGUGAGCGGGAGGCACCUGGCCCUGGCCCUGGAAGGUUAGCGCCAUCCGCUCCGCCGCAGGUGUCUGAAGCUCCUUGGCCCCAUGUCUCAUCUCUGAAGACCAGCUGUGAAUAUAUGAGAUUCUACCACCAGCCAGCUGCCAAAAUGGAGAACACUGAUUCAGAUGACUACGUCAAUGUCUCCUGCCCGACUCACCCCUUCGGCUGCCCCCCUGGGCCCAGACCUUGGUGCCAAUGAGUCCUGUUUGUCUGCUGGUUUUCAACACCUGCUCCAUCUGUUUUUGGAGCCCUCAUUUCCUCCCACAUCCCACCUCAAGUCUCAUCCCUGUCUGUUUGCCCUGAGCAUAGCUCAGCUACCCCCACACCCCUCCAGCUCUUCUUGCACAUCUUUGCAACCCUUUGUGGUUUUCAGGUGAGCUCUGGCCAUGCCGAGCAUUUGGCCCAAUGCCACCUGCUUCCUUUCCAAGCCAUGUAGCAGGCUGUGGGAUUUGCAGACUGUCUUUGAUCACAGAGUUUUUGCUGCCUUGGCUCUAGACCAUGUAGCAUCGGGAUGUAGCAUAGGUUAGCUGUUGCUUCUGGAACUCUUCCCAGGCCUGGGCUUCACACCAAUAGAAGGCCCCUAGUCUGUGCCAUGAAGAUAUGCUUCAGCCUUGUGAGCUAGGAAGGGGUGGGUAGAAAAGGCCCCUGGCAAUAUUUUUGCUUUGAUCUUAAGGCUAGCACUUACUAGUGAGCUUUACUUGUCUUGAGUCCUGUCAUAAGGGAAGUUUAUUUUGAUGUGAUGAAGGACUCUAAAUUUCAGCACCAUAUAUAUCUCCCUAUAUCCCUAAAUCCUCUUUACUCUAAGUCUCCCUCCCUUGAUGCACAUAACGACCCUGACCCAGCAUUUUCUCUCUUUUAGAAAUAGAUUUUAUCCCUCUUCCAUUGCCUAGCAUUGAUCUUUGUGCACUUACCUUAAUGUUGGUCUAUUUUAGCAGCAGAUAAGGAAAGAAUAGGUAAGAUAAGAAAGAAAGGCACCCCAAAGGAAGGGAUAGUGGCAGUGGGAUGUGAAGUGUGGGCAAGAAACAAAGUGUUUAAUGAGCCUGCUUUAUGUUGGGCACUUAACACAUUACAUCUUUUAUCAUUUACAUUCCAAACUGGUGCCCUUCACCCCACUCCAGUGCUCUUUUCCUGGAGAUACCAUAAAGAGCUGGUUUUAAUGCUCUAAUGUUCAACGUUAUAUCCCAGCAUCCCUCAUUUCCCUCAACAAUUCAAAGACAGACAAAAAAAAAAAAAA